Molecule: messenger RNA, 814 nt
Organism: Cimex lectularius (bed bug)
Lineage: Eukaryota; Metazoa; Arthropoda; Insecta; Hemiptera; Cimicidae
Gene: Ubc7
Product: ubiquitin-conjugating enzyme E2 G2
Exons: 5
Coding region: 143-649 (168 amino acids)
Cellular component (GO): endoplasmic reticulum; cytosol
Source: RefSeq, a predicted model, not a curated record
GCCUGUGACAGCUUACAGCUUACCUUCCCCAUCUCCCAACAUUUACGAUUUACGAACACAAGUUUAUUUACUUAUUUAUUUUAGUGCCGAUUAAAUUGUUUGUAUUCACUUUUAAACUUGUUGCUUUGUUUCAACUGGGCGAAUGGCCGGCUCUGCUUUAAGACGGCUCAUGGCCGAGUACAAACAGUUGACGAUAAACCCUCCAGAAGGGAUCAUCGCAGGGCCGAUCAACGAGGAGAAUUUCUUCGAGUGGGAGGCUCUUAUAACGGGGCCGGAGGGCACUUGCUUCGAAGGAGGAGUUUUUCCGACUAAAUUAGUCUUUCCUCCUGAUUAUCCAUUAAGCCCACCAAAAAUGCAGUUUAUGUGUGAAAUGUUCCAUCCGAACAUUUAUGCUGAUGGAAGGGUGUGCAUUUCGAUUUUACACGCCCCGGGAGAUGAUCCAAUGGGUUAUGAAUCUAGUGCAGAACGAUGGAGCCCAGUGCAAAGCGUAGAAAAAAUACUUUUGUCUGUGGUUAGCAUGCUCGCAGAACCUAAUGAUGAAAGUGGAGCAAAUGUCGACGCGGCUAAAAUGUGGCGUGAAAAUAGGGAAGAAUUCAAUAGAAUAGCUGAAAGGAUUGUAAGGAAAACUCUUGGGAUUCCUGUAAAUUGAACUAAUUGUGAAUGGAUUUUUCAACCUCAAUCAAGGAUUGCUUUUAAAAUAUUGUUGUCAUUUAUUACAAAUUAUAUUUAUACAAGUGAAAGUAGUAAAGAAACUAACUGUAACUUGAAAAUUGUUAUAUAUUUAUACACAAAUACAUUAUUUUCAUUUAAAUAA